Emiliania huxleyi CCMP1516 is the source of this 2217-nucleotide messenger RNA. RefSeq lists its product as hypothetical. The record is from RefSeq and is a predicted model, not a curated record. The transcript has 2 exons. The coding region runs from base 74 to 1255 and encodes 393 amino acids. Lineage: Eukaryota; Haptophyta; Isochrysidales; Noelaerhabdaceae.
CGCGCUCGGCAUCCUCCUUCACGCGCUCAUCGCGCUCACGCCCGGCCCAAACAACGCGGGCGGUUUCGGCGUGAUGCUCCUCGCCCGGUACUGCUUCUUCGUGCCCGCCGCCGCCGCCGCCGCGCUCACCGAGCUGCGACUCCUGCGCGGCCCGCUUUUCGCCCUCGCACUAGCCAUCGUCGUCUCCAGCUCACUGCCUGCGCUUCUCCGCGGCGCCGACCACGUCUUCUUUGUCGACUGGUCGCUGCCGGUCUACACGGCCCAGGCACUAGUUCUCGGUCGCGCGUUGGCAAUCGGCUGCCGCUGUCGCGUGGCGGCUGAGAAUACGGCGGUGGCGCGAGGGGCGCGAACGAACAGCACUGGCUCGCCGCACGCGGCACGCGCCGACUCUAGCCGCCGCUCGUCGUCGUCAGCGCCGCGAGCCGCGCCGCGAGCCGCGCUGCAGGCCACGCCGCCGCCGCAACUUGCCGGCGGCGCCCAGAAAGCACUUCGCUGCGGCUUCGCCGCGUGGAUGGUCUGGUAUACGUUCGGCUUGCCCAUCCUCGGGCUGCAGGACAUGGGCAACGUGCAUAUGUUCGCGUCGCUGCGGCUGCACGGCGGGUCCAACCACCUCUUUUUGCCGACGGGCCUGCUGCAGGAGUGGCUGGUCAAUGACGAGCCGUCCUCGCCGUGGUCAGGCGGCGUCGUGCGCGUCGAGUCCGCCACGUCGCCGACCAUGCGCAACCUCUACCCAGCCGAGGUGACGCACAUCCUCUCGCCGCGCACGCGUGAGCUGCUGCGCACGAUUGGGCGCCAGUGGUUCCCGCUCAAGACUCGCAUCUUCGGCCCCGCACCGCACCCCGAGGAGCUCGUUGGUCCCCGCCUUCCGUACACCAUCCCCGCGCUCGAGCUGCGCCGGCUGCUCAAGGAGGCGCGCGCUCGCCGCGAGGUGAACUACGAGCUGAGCUACACGCACCUGCCGAGGUGGUGGCGCAAGAUGCCUGCCGGGCGCCUCGACGUCAAUAGCUCUCGCGCGCACCACAGCGAUUCUACCGUCGCCUUCUCCGUCGAUGGGCGGGGGGUUGAGACCUGCACGUCCGGCCCGACGGGCGGGUGGAUGCUCAUGGGACGCUCUUCCACGCCCUGCGGCCCAAGGGAGCUGCCGAAUCUGCCCCCGCCGGGCCUCUGGCCGCUUAAGUUCCUGCUUUUCUACCCCGUGCCGCUGCUACCAGCGGAGGCCGGCCCCUCGGCGGAGAUGCCCUGCGUGGACCCGUAGCGUGUACAGAAAACGGUCGAACUCUGACGAAUGACGUACGUAUGUAAAGAGUGAAUGCAGAAGAUGGGAUAGGGGAGGGAUAAAGGUAAGUCGACAUUGUGGUGUCGCUAUCGCGGGACCCUGCGAGCUGCGUGGGGCAGGCGUGUGGGGUUCCAGCUGCCGCGCAUAUGCACACACACGAUCUUGCAUGCGGGAGGGAUCUUCAAUCCACAUCCUGAGACACCAUCAGUCACUGCCUGGAUCAACAACAUGCAUUCUAUCUCCAUCAUCAGUCACAUCGCAGCGCGAUGUCCUGUCACAAACCAGCGGCACACCACGACGAGCAAAUGCCGGACGAUGGUUCAGAGGUCAAGCGAGAACACUCCGCAUUCGACCGACGCGGGCGUCACCGCCUCCCACGGGCGCCAGUCGAGCCCUCUUCCCCAGGCGCAAAGCUCCUUCUCGACCCGGAGCUCGUGCUGCACUGUCUCGAGCAGCUCCGAGGUGACGGUCGAGCCGCGUUGGCGGGAGCGGCGGUUGCCGAGAGGUGCCUUCUUAGCCACUGUUUCAAUAGAGCGGCGUUCGCUGAGUGGGGACCGGCGGGGCCCCAGUGGAGAUACCAUGGUUGGUUGAGAUGCCGUGACCCCGGACCGAUGUUGAGUACCCAGCAUACUGGGCAGAGGCGCCGAUGAGGACGGCAGCGGCUAUGGCCAUGAACGCAAUCCAGUAGCCUGGCUUGCGCGAACCCGGGAGGCUCAGGCUCGGCAGGCCGGCGCCCAGCUUGUUCUGGACGUUAUGGGCCGCGUUCUCGAUGUCGCCCACAGCGCCGCCGGUGAUGUCGUUGGCGACGUCCUUUGAUUCGUCGACAACGUCGCUCACGGCAUUGAUGACGUCGUCGACGAUGCCGCGCGCCUGCGGCUCCUCGGUUGACACAGGCUCCUCGGUGGCAGCCAUCAUCCUUCCUCCUCAGUUCCUACUUCCGG